AUGAACCUGUUCAAUCCGGCAGAGGACGAGAACGUGUCCAUGGUGCACCCCGAGUACUUCAUCAUCAGCGGCCUGUCCGGGGUCCCUCACAUCAAGCUUUACUACGUCUUCCUGUUCCUGGUCUACACGGUGUCCGUGCUGGCCAACGGCACCGUGAUGACCGUCAUCUGCCUGGACCGGCGGCUGCAGACCCCCAAGUAUGUGGCGGUCUUCAACCUGGCCUUCGCGGACCUGUUCGGGAGCUCGGCCCUGGUUCCCAAGCUCCUGGACGUGUUCCUGUUCGGCCACCGCCGCGUCCCCUUCCGCAGCUGCCUCACUUUCCUGUUCUUCUGCUACACCUGCUUGUCGAUGCAGUCCUUCAACUUGGUCGCGCUGGCCUACGACCGGCUCCUGGCCAUCAUCUUCCCGCUGCACUACCAGGUGAGGAUGACGCACCGCUUCAUGUUGUCGCUGAUCCUGAGCUUCUGGCUGCUGGUGGCGGUCCUGGUGGCGGUGGCCACGGGCCUGCUGACCCGACUGUCCUUCUGCAAGUCGGUGGUGAUCAACAGCUACUUCUGCGACCACGGCCAGAUCUACCGGCUGGCCUGCAACAGCCACUACCCCAACUACGUGGUGAGCUGCGUGUACCCGGUGGUGAUCUUCUGGCUGCCGCUGGCCUUCAUCCUGCUCAGCUACGCGGCCAUCGGCUGCACCCUGGCCAAGGUGGCCCCCGUCCGGGAGCGCCUCAAGGCCUUCCGCACCUGCGUCGCCCACCUCUCGCUGGUGGCCAUCUACUUCAUCCCGCUGCUCAUCACCUUCACGCUGAUGGAGAACAUCCACCCGGACGGCCGCAUCGUCAACCUGUCGCUCACCUCCGUCUUCCCGCCCGUGCUCAACCCCGUCAUAUACACGCUGCAGACGCAAGAGAUUAAAGAGUCGCUGAGCAGGCUCAUCAGGAGCACGCGACACGGCAAACACGUCAGACCCUCAAAAGUGUGGACGGUGCUCCAAUAGGACGUGCAGUCACAACUCCACUUACGAGCGACCCGACUCACGAGUUUUCCGAGAUGCGGAGCGUCGCUCGGCCGAUUCUUUGCGAUAC
Phyllopteryx taeniolatus (common seadragon) is the source of this 1081-nucleotide messenger RNA. RefSeq names its product olfactory receptor 1E16-like. NCBI's taxonomy places the organism in Eukaryota, Metazoa, Chordata, Actinopteri, Syngnathiformes, Syngnathidae. Gene Ontology annotation, cellular component: membrane. The record is from RefSeq and is a predicted model, not a curated record. Bases 1 to 993 code for a protein of 330 amino acids. Gene Ontology annotation, molecular function: G protein-coupled receptor activity; olfactory receptor activity. The transcript is spliced from 2 exons. Gene Ontology annotation, biological process: G protein-coupled receptor signaling pathway.